Molecule: messenger RNA, 442 nt
Organism: Lytechinus variegatus (green sea urchin)
Lineage: Eukaryota; Metazoa; Echinodermata; Echinoidea; Temnopleuroida; Toxopneustidae
Exons: 3
Coding region: 137-442 (101 amino acids)
Biological process (GO): outer dynein arm assembly; cilium movement
Cellular component (GO): cilium
Source: RefSeq, a predicted model, not a curated record
CAGUAGGCCCGAUUUCGAAACCCCAGAGAGCUCCGCGCGAUUGGGCUUAUUUCUGUUCCAUAUAACAACCUCCUCAUUACUAAACAAAUCAAUUCUACGAUCAGCCUGGCUAUUGACUAAUUCGACCAGGGCAAGUAUGGGUCCAUCAAAAGGGCAAGAGCAGAUGUCCAAUUCUUGGACAAUCUAUGACAACAUCGAGCAAUACAGGGGUAAAGUCGCUCUUAAAGAGCGUGACCACAGGGCCUACUUUGAAAGUUCUCAGUUCAAGAAAAGGCAGCAUGAAGAAGAAAUCGCAAUACUCAGACGAGAUAACAAAGACACGAGAGCGACCCUUGCACAGAAAACACUCAAGGGGGACGCCAGGGUGAUAACACAAGCUUUGUCGUGUCGGAAAGAGGAACAGCUAGCCCUUCAACGUAAAACAGCCGAGGUUGGUACAUGA